Messenger RNA from Colletotrichum truncatum, 2259 nucleotides. Its product is annotated as PHD-finger domain-containing protein. Gene Ontology annotation, biological process: regulation of DNA-templated transcription. Gene Ontology annotation, cellular component: RSF complex. NCBI's taxonomy places the organism in Eukaryota, Fungi, Ascomycota, Sordariomycetes, Glomerellales, Glomerellaceae. The record is from RefSeq and is a predicted model, not a curated record.
AUGGUCUCGUCACGCAAACGAAAUAUACAAGAAGCUGAAGCUGAAGCUGAAACGAUGCAACGGAAUGGGCCAUCAUUGCUGCAUCGCAUUCGAAAUCAGUGGCAGUUUGCCAAUUUAUGCCAGUGGAUCUAUCUUUUUGGCAAGGUCGUCAAGAUAGAUGACAACUUGGAUACCGAGGAUAUCGAAGCUGAAUGCCUCAAACCAAACGCUCCUAUCCUCCAAGACAUAGGUCUAGCUCUACUGAAGUUUAUAUCCUCGCACCGAGGGCUAACACACGAACUUUUCGACGAGUAUACGAGACGCCAAUAUUUAGUCAGAGCCCCGGAGAAGAAUCCAUUUGGCACAGAUGAGAUUCCUAGUAAAUUCGCCGAUUUCGACGUCUUGACAAAGAUACGUAUCCUCCAACAACUAACACAAUGGGUUAUUGCUCGGCCCGAGCGCGUCAGAGAAAAGAUGGAGGAACAGAAGGACAUCGACCAGACGAGCUGGCGGAUAGAACCCAUCGGCUGGGACAGGGACGACCGCACCUACUUUGUCCUCGAUGACAAUAGGAUUUACCGCCUCACCGAUGCUCCUCCGAAACCUCAUCCCCCGAAGAAGAAAUUGAAGUCGACCAAGUAUGGCUCUCGUUCGAACAAAAGACGACGUAUUUCAACAGUAAAUGACACUGGAGACCCCGAUGUGUCAGUCAAUGAGUCUGCCGAUGCUGCCGGCUUUAUUCCAGAGCAAGAUGGUCUUGGCGAUAUGAAAUGGGAAUGUGUUGCUGUGACUUUGGAUGAAGUACAAGGACUCAUCGCCUCAUUUCACAAGACCAGGGAUGACAACGAGAAAAUCCUGCGCGACCAGCUCCAAGAGCAUUUACUGCCCAUCCUGGAAAAGCAAGAAGAGUCCCGAAAACGCAAGGAGCUUCAACGAGAGAAAGAACUCUUAAAUUUAACUAAAAUGGCGAAUGCGAAACGAUCAAGCCGGAUUGCUAACAAAGUGGAACAACAAAAGCAAGAAGAGAAGGCCCAGGAAGAGGCGCAAGUCUUGCAAGCCCAGCAAGCCGCUGCAAAAAAGCAGGAGAAUCAACGACUUAAGCUUGAGAAAGAACGGGACUCGAGGUUGUUGUCACGUGAAAGGCGGCUUAGAGAACGAGAAGCCCGCCGGGUUCAGCACGAAAGGGAGCUUUCCCAGUUGUCAGAGGAUAACCGCAGUGGCUCAGGUCGUGUAUCAGAACGACGGCUACAAGCGGAGAUCGAAAGAAACAAACGUGCCCUUCAGGAGCUUGAUGAUGAAGAGGAAGAAGAUGACUGGAUCUUUGAUUGUAUUUGUGGUGUUUAUGGUCAGAUUGACGAUGGUACACACAGUAUUGCAUGUGAGAAAUGCAAUGUAUGGCAACACAGCAAAUGUGUUGGCAUUGGUGAGAGCGAGGCCGAGCGGCCGGAAUUUCACUUUGUCUGCCAGACAUGCAGACGACGUGCUGAGGAGGCGGUCACGAAACCACGGACGACUAUUAAACUGAAAGUCAAUCGAUCGACCUCCCUCUCGCCACCACAGAUCAACCAGCUUGCUAAAGCAGGCAGCCCUCAGUCACAUAAAGGGUUUGUACAAAAGAGUGCAUCACUUUGGCAUCCAGUUGGCGGAUUGAACGGAGCUGAAGCCACAGAACCUCUUCAAGAAGGCAUUCAAGAUUCACAGACUGUUCAACAUAUGCUUGGCUGGCAAGCUGGUAAACCAGCCACGAAUGGACAUGACGCUCUUGAACUGUCCAGGCCAUAUAACCAGCCCAGUGAAACCCCAUUAGCAAAAGAAGUCAAACCAGAACCCACGACCCCUAGGGCUGACGACGAAAAUGCCAGCGGCAGGCCCCCUCAGCUUCUCAACGGUAAGCCUUGUGCAACUGGCCAUGACACGUUGCCUUUAAGUCCUACUCGUCCAAGGACAACGCCUGGCCCUCACGAGGCCACAUCUCCUAGGCCCGGGGGGUCCAAUUUGAUGGCCACUCCCAUUAUUAGUCGUGAGCACGGAGUUCCAGGUUCAACUCAAUCCUCUUCUACUUUGCCCUCUGCUGAAGGGGGACUCUCCCCAACCAAGCACUCGCCCCCUUUACCUCGUCUGAGUACCGCCAGUAUAAAGACACCUGCGCUUCCUGCUGUAUUGCCACCUGUCGCGACGUUAUCGCCGUCACCUCGACAGCAGAUCCUAACGCCUCCAAUCAAGCCUAUGGACCCAGCUCGACGGUCGCAACUACCAGGGGCAGCUCAUGACAACCUCUGA